Molecule: messenger RNA, 909 nt
Organism: Colletotrichum graminicola M1.001
Lineage: Eukaryota; Fungi; Ascomycota; Sordariomycetes; Glomerellales; Glomerellaceae
Exons: 7
Coding region: 1-909 (302 amino acids)
Cellular component (GO): mitochondrion
Molecular function (GO): guanine nucleotide transmembrane transporter activity
Source: RefSeq, a predicted model, not a curated record
AUGUCUCCGCCUGUUGCUUCUGGACGGGAGAGGGAGUCGAACACUGCACGACUUCUGGGCUCCGGUUCCGCUGGUAUCGCCGAAUUGGCCGUCUUCCACCCCGUCGACACCAUUGCGAAGCGAUUGAUGAGCAACCAGACCAAGAUCUCCGGCAUCGACCAGCUCAACCAGGUUAUCUUCAAGGACAAGGCCACCGCGCCCGCCGGCCGCAAGUUCUUCUCCCUCUUCCCCGGUCUGGGCUACGCCGCCGGCUAUAAGGUCCUGCAAAGAAUAUACAAGUACGGCGGUCAGCCCGUUGCCAGGGACUACCUGAGCAAGAACUUCGGCGAGGAUUUUGAGCGCGCUUUCGGCAAGAAGACUGGCAAGGCCAUCAUGCACUCCACUGCCGGCAGUUUGAUUGGUAUCGGAGAAAUCGUUCUCCUCCCCCUUGAUGUCCUCAAGAUCAAGAGACAGACAAACCCCGAGGCCUUCCGCGGUCGUGGCGUGUUCAGAAUCGUCGCCGACGAGGGCUUCGGUCUGUACAGAGGAUGGGGCUGGACUGCCGCCCGUAACGCACCUGGUUCCUUCGCUCUGUUCGGUGGUUCCGCUUUCACGAAAGAAUACCUCUUUAAGCUUGAGGACUACAACAAGGCCUCGUGGUUCCAGAACUUCAUCGCCUCUAUCGCCGGUGCAUCUGCCUCCCUAGUCGUAUCCGCCCCCCUGGACGUCAUCAAGACCCGUAUCCAGAACCGCAAUUUCGAGAAUCCCGAGAGCGGCUUCAAGAUCAUCUCCAACAUGAUGAAGAACGAGGGUGCCGGCGCUUUCUUCAAGGGUCUUGUUCCCAAGUUGUUGAUGACUGGCCCGAAGCUGGUCUUCUCCUUCUGGCUGGCACAGACGCUCAUUCCCGCCUUCGAUGGUAUGCUUAAAUAA